Carassius auratus (goldfish) is the source of this 1464-nucleotide messenger RNA. RefSeq names its product unconventional myosin-VI-like. Lineage: Eukaryota; Metazoa; Chordata; Actinopteri; Cypriniformes; Cyprinidae. Gene Ontology annotation, molecular function: microfilament motor activity; actin filament binding; ATP binding. Gene Ontology annotation, biological process: inner ear morphogenesis; inner ear auditory receptor cell differentiation; actin filament-based movement. The record is from RefSeq and is a predicted model, not a curated record. Gene Ontology annotation, cellular component: endocytic vesicle; actin cytoskeleton; ruffle. Bases 164 to 1399 code for a protein of 411 amino acids. The transcript has 13 exons.
CGGACACACUUUAGCGGAAGGACAGCGGUUUUGAAAAAGGGAAUAUUUCACAUCGAGGGAAUCUGUCACCGCUAACCGGGAUAAUCUGUCGCUUCUGUGUCCAUACAGGCAGCUUUUCUUGCCGGACUUACAGAUAAUAGCUGCGGUGUAGCUACGGGGUGCAAUGGAGGAUGGGAAGCCUGUGUGGGCGCCCCACCCAACUGACGGGUUCCAGUUGGGCAUAAUAGUGGAUAUCGGUGCGGAUGCCCUCACCAUAGAACCUCUCAAUCAGAGAGGAAAGACAUUCCUGGCACCCAUCAGUCAAGUCUUUCCUGCUGAGGACGAUGUCAACAAACAUGUUGAAGACAAUUGUUCUCUUAUGUAUUUAAAUGAGGGCACUCUUCUAAACAACAUCCGUGUUCGUUACAGCAAAGACUUGAUCUAUACGUCUGUGGCUAACAUCCUGAUUGCUGUGAACCCGUAUUUCGACAUCCCUAAACUCUACUCCCCAGAGACCAUUAAGAGCUAUCAGGGACGCUCUUUGGGGACACUUCCCCCUCAUGUCUUUGCUGUUGCGGAUAAAGCCUACAGAGACAUGAGGGUUCUGAAGAUGAGUCAGUCCAUCAUUGUGUCCGGUGAAUCGGGUGCUGGAAAAACAGAAAACACAAAGUUUGUUCUCAGGUAUUUAACCACAUCUUAUGGGACAUGUCAAGAUAUAGAUGAGAGGAUUGUUGAGGCCAACCCCUUGCUUGAAGCCUUUGGAAAUGCAAAGACGGUCAGGAACAAUAACAGCAGCCGGUUUGGAAAGUUUGUGGAAAUUCACUUUAAUGAGAAGAAUGCAGUCGUGGGGGGAUUUGUCUCGCACUAUCUGCUGGAGAAGUCUCGGAUUUGCAUGCAGAGCGCAGAAGAGCGAAACUAUCACAUAUUUUACAGACUUUGCGCUGGGGCAUCGGAGGACGUCAGGAACAUGCUUCACCUCAACUCUCCGGACAACUUCCGGUAUUUGAAUCGCGGCUGCACCCGAUACUUUGCAAACAAGGAUUCAGAUAAACAGAUCAUGCAAAACAGGAAAAGUCCUGAGGAUCAUAAGCAUGGGAAGGUGGGUGCCCUGAAGGACCCUCUGCUGGAUGACCUGGGGGACUUCAACAGGAUGGUGGUGGCCAUGAAGAAAAUCGGCCUGGAUGACACAGAGAAGCUCAAUCUCUUCAGAGUGGUGUCUGGUGUCCUUCAUCUCGGCAAUAUCGACUUUGAAGAGACAGGAAGCACCUCUGGUGGCUGCAUUUUGAAGAACCAGACCAGUCAGACUCUUGAAUACUGUGCCGAGCUCCUGGGCCUGGACCAGGACGACCUGAGAGUCAGCCUCACCACCAGGGUCAUGCUCACCACUGCAGGGGGCGCCAAAGGCACAGUCAUCAAGUGAGUGACCCUAACAUCUGUUCACCCACUGACCCUCCGGCAGCCUGAUUUGUUCUAUUUCUCUCUCAA